UUUUUUUAAUAUUUAGUCUACCAAUUCGUUUAAUAUGGCGGGAAAUUAAAAUCAGGGAACAAUUGGAAAUUGGGUAAUUUUAUCCCAUCAGCGCCGCCACGUGAAUCCCAAGCAAGAGAUGGCAGACAAAGAAGAGAAAGAGAAGGAGUUGACGGAGAAGGUGGUGCCGGAGGCGGAGGAGCUGCCCAAGACCAUCGUGCGCCGCCUGGUCAAGGAGAAGCUCUCGCACCUCUCCGCCGACGCCGAGAUCUCCGUUCUCCGCGACUCUCUCCAGGCAUUCUCCGAAAGCGGUCGCAUCUUCAUACACUACCUCGCCGCCACUGCCAAUGAUAUGUGUAAGGAGUCAAACAGGCAAAUCAUCAAUGCUGAAGACGUGUUCAAGGCCCUGGAGGAAAUAGAGUUUCCAGAGUUUAUUGAACCUCUCAGACAGUCUCUUGAAGAGUUUAGGCAAAAGAAUGCUGAAAAGAAGGCUGCGUCGUCAAAGGCAAAAGAUUCAAACAAGAAUGCUAAGAGAAAAGAGUCCCCUGCAAAAAGUGAAGCCAGGAAAAAACGCCGUGAAGAUGACAACGAUGGAGACGAGAAUAAAGCAGAUUGACGAGCCAAGCAGCAUAUGUUGUAGUUUAUUCUGCCUGUUUUUUUAUGUCAGCUUAAAGGGGAAAAACUUUAUUAUUUUUUCUGUGAUGUCCAAUUAACUCUUGUUUUGGGGCUUUGACAGUGUAUGUUCUUGCUUUUCUCUAAAUUAGGAGUUUAUAUAUAUGCGUAUGUGUCUAUCCUCUCACACUUACUUUGUUUUUUGUGAUGCGCCAAGCUUGCCCCACAUGAACAAUAAACUUAACAAGCACUUAACCACACCUUGC
Striga asiatica is the source of this 857-nucleotide messenger RNA. NCBI's taxonomy places the organism in Eukaryota, Viridiplantae, Streptophyta, Magnoliopsida, Lamiales, Orobanchaceae. The record is from the annotation of a GenBank genome assembly.